CGCUGGGGCUGCGGCGCCGGCCCAGCCCCGCUCGCUCCGCGCCGCACGAGGGGCCGGGCCCGUGCGAGCCGGCGGCCGCGGCGGCUGCUGCGAGGGCGAACCAUCUGAAAAUGUCUCAGAAUCCUGACAAGCUAAAUUCAAGUGAAGAAAAGUUGAGUGGUUUGGAGGAUGAUCAGGAGGAGAACUUGGACAACUCGGAUCGGUCUGUCCGAAAAAGAAUACGACAGAGUGCUCCAGGGUCACACAGAGAUGAGACACCAAAGUCCAGUCCCUCCCGGCCUGUGUCCAUAGAAGAGCUCAUGGAGACAGCAAAGGGAGUCACCAACAUGGCACUGGCACAUGAAAUUGUGGUGAAUGGGGACUUCCAGAUAAAACCAGCUGAACUGCCAGAACACAGCUUAGAGAAGAAAGUCAGAGAUAUUGUGCAUAAAGCUUUCUGGGAUUGUCUGGAAGCUCAGCUAAAGGAUGACCCCCCGACAUAUGAUCAUGCAAUUAAGCUGUUGGGAGAAAUUAAAGAGAGUCUUCUGUCUUUCUUGUUGCCUGGUCAUACUAGACUGAGAAGCCAGAUUACAGAAGUUCUUGACCUGGAUUUGAUAAAACAGGAGGCAGAGAAUGGGGCCCUUGACAUUUCUAAGUUGGUCAAAUUUGUUAUUGGGAUGAUGGGGACUCUCUGUGCUCCAGCUCGAGAUGAAGACAUUAAGAAACUGAAAGAUAUUAAUGAAAUAGUUCCUCUUUUCAGAGCAAUUUUCUCUGUAUUAGACCUAAUGAAAAUGGAUAUGGCAAACUUCGCUGUCAGUAGUAUUAGGCCAAAAUUAAUGCAGCAGUCUGCUGAAUAUGAAAGAAAGAAGUUUCAGGAGUUUCUUGAGAAACAGCCAAAUUCUUUAGACCUUGUCACAAAGUGGUUGCAAGAAGCAGCAGAUGAUCUUGCAAAGCUGGGACACGAAAUGUUGUCUCCCCACUGUGGUGAUGGUGCCACUGGUGGAGCUUCUGCCUUGUCCUUCACUGCUGUACAAAAUCAGGCCUAUCUGAAGCUGCUGAAGUGGGAUCACAUGAACAGGCCUUUUCCAGAAACGGUGCUCAUGGACCAGACACGUUUCCUGGAGAUCCAGCUGGAGCUGGAGCAGCUGCUGGUGGUGGGGACAGUGCUGCUGGUCACCUUCAGUGCAGCAGGGCCAGCCCUCAUCGAUGUGCCUGGGUUCGCUGAGAAAAUCAAAACCAUCGUCAAGGUGCUGCUGACAGGAAUGCACCUCCCCUCCUUUAACCUGAAGGAAUCCCUGGCCAGUGUGGGUGAGAAGGUGUGUGCUGAAGUGAACAGCUGCCUCUCCCAGCAUGGCUUCACCCCAUUCUCAGCUGAGAGAGAGGCUGUGCUGAAGGGACAGAUCCAGGCAGUGGCCAGCCCAGAUAACUCCAUCUGCAAGCUCAUAGAUUCUCGAAUUCAAAAGUUUCUGGAGAAUUAUCUUGCAUCCAGUCACCAGAAAUCAUUGCCUGCCAUUCCUGGAGGAUUAGGCCCUAUUCAGAGGGAGCUGGAGGAGAUUGCUGCCAAGUACAUUCGACUUGUCAACUACAACAGAAUGGUCUUCAGCCCUUACUAUGAUGCAGUCCUUGGCAAAAUACUGACUAAGGAAGAAUCCCAAAUUGUAGGGAAGUCAGAAGAAUCAUAAAACCAGUCUGUGUGCUACCAAUACAGUAUUGUCAGCUAUUAAAUAAAACUUGUACCAAUAUUUGUCUAGGAGAGCAGCUUUCCAUGUAAAUACUAGUUCCUUUUAACCCAUGAGUGGUGAUUGAUGAAGGGAAAUACAGGAGAUGCAAAAAGGUUUCUGAGGUAAAAAAGUGAGAGGUGCAUUUCUAAUAUAAUUAUGCAACCUGGGGGGAUAUCACAGGAGUUUUCUGGCUGCAAUUUUUAGAUUUUUGAGCUGAUGAUAGGUAGGGCAAGUUUAAGAACAAAACUUUGUAUUUAAGUGGCUCAUUUUAGGGCAUUUAACUCUUAAUUUACAGUGAACUUAGUUUAAUUUAUCCACAGCUGAUUAGUAAUGGUUCUUCCCAGAGGGGGUGAUUAGGUUUUUUAAUCAAUCUAACUUUAAAGAAUUAAAAAAGCUAAAAUUAUAAAGAACUUUAUCAGACAAAACACCAAGCCAAGCAGCACUUUACUGUAACAUUAUGGUGAGUAUGGUAGGCUUACUAGUUUUUUCUGUAUUUUACUGCAUUUUAAUAGCAUUUUUUUGCUGUUUACCUGCAGAUGUUACAAAACAUAAUAUAUUUUUGUAGCAAAUUUUCUGGUUAUUGGGUAACUGUCCUCUGCUAUGUACAGUACUCCCAGAGGUGGCAAUCUUAUAGAUUGCAGCUGUAUUUAUAUCUUGUAAAGAUUUCAGAAAGGGCAGAGCUAAAAUGUUUUGAUAAAAGUGGCAUUUCUUACCUUUUUUUCCUAGUAAUUUACUCCUUUUUAGGUGAAAUACUAAAAUUUUAAAGUAAAUUGUCAUUUGCAGAAGGUGGAUUUACAGUGUGAAACUUUUGGCUGAAACUUUUGGGUUUUUUUAAAAACUACAGCAGGAGAUGGUUGCAUAUUCAAUCAUGUCUUCAAAAAUAUCCAGGAAGUGUAGAGCACUGUGGGCAGUAUAAGUGAUUUCAAUGUACUGUGAGAUGUGAAUGGUUUGAUGUUAGUUUGAAUAUACAGGGAAUAUUUUAGUAGAUUUUUUUCACUUUGUAGAGGUGUUUUUGAAACUUAGAAUAUUUGUAGGUCUUGAAUUUAAUGAUCUAUGUGUUGUAUAGAGGAGAAGAGCCCACUGAUCUUACAUUGCAAUCUCAGGCUCAGCUGGGAGGUAAGUGGAAUUUUCCUCUGGUUGAGCACAACAGUGUAUUACAGUAAUCAAUAUUUGAUGGUUUUAUGAAAGCAAAGUUUGUAGUUAAACACAGUAAGUGGCCCAAGUAUGCAGUUGUCCAAACCAGAAUGUGCUAUCUUUAAAAAAACAGCCAACAAGGUAUGUGAAAUAAAUAAAUAAAAGGGUCUUUGUAUUGCCAACAGGCAGGUUAAUUUAAGAAUCAGCCAAAGUAACAGAACUUGUAGAAGCACUUGAUUAUGAUCCACUGUUGAUGCCUCCCUUUCCAGUUUCCUUUGAGUAUCAGUGUGGGUAAAGCUGCACCAACUUUGUGUUUGGAGAGGGAUGGAAGAAAUAAGACCUUUUUUUUAAUAUUAGCCUAUGCAACUCUAAACCAAAUCUUUUCUCAUUCAUUGCAAACCCCCUUCCCCAAGGGAAAAACCCAGCAAAGCCCUGGGAGAGUUCAUCAGCUCAGACAAGUGAUUCUUCUCUUGGCCAAAUGUACUCAGCCAGCAAAAUGAAUGUCUGUCUUUGAAUCCUUCUACGAGAACUCAAAAUUGAGUUGGUUAGCCAGAAAAAAAGGGUCUGUUUCAUUGUUUGGAUCAUGGUGAGACAGGUGCCUAGAAAAGCCCUUGAAAGGUGUGUGGCUGAUGGCAGAGUGAAGGGCACUGCUUUACAGGGGACAAAAUCCUAAUUGAGGAGGUGGCUGCUCCCAGGGCUGGGAUUCAGGAUUGAGGGCCAUGAGGGCUCCUGCAUGGCAGGGACUGUGCUGCCACCACUGCUUUACUUGCAGGGUGCACACAGGGAUCCCAUCUCCUCUCAGGAGGGGUUUCAUCCUGAGCCUUCAUGUAGCAGAAAAACCCUGGGAUGAGGGAACAGAGGGCAGUACUCACCUGUGGCUCCACUCUCACCUCCAGGGCCCACACAGAAAGGAACAAAUGCUCCUGGCACAGGAGCUGGGGCCUUUCAGCAGGAAAGAUCCAAGGGAGCUGCAGUAAAUGCCCACAAAGCAAGGUAAUGAUUCUCCCAGGUUGUUCUUCUUAAGGAGAGUGUUUGGCAAAACAGUUUCUCUACAUCCUCUCUAAAAGAAACAGGGAGAUGCAACUGAGUGGCAGAGCAAGGAGGACAUUCCAGGCUGGCUGGGGCCAGCCCCAUCUCCCUGUGCAGGUGCUGCUUCACCCCUGGCAGAGAGGAGCCCUGGCUCAGUGGGAAUGUCUCAUUUGCCCCAGGCUCUGUCCUGAAGGCCAAGGGGUUCUUAGGAUCCUAUCAGAGUGCAAUUCCAAACAGCCAAUUCCAAGGGAAAAGCUGAAGUACACAUAGAAACUGCUUGGAAAGCUCACAUAGUGUUUUUUUAGCUUGUUUGAAGAUAACAAGUGCAACGAUGUAGCUGAUAAUUAACAUUUAGCUUUGUGCAUUACAUGGAAGAGCAGUGCAGGUAUCCAGGACCAGGCUGUGUGAGCCAGUGCUGCUGGGCUACCCACAUGGAACUGAGUUAGCCUCAGGAUGCUGUCUUCUUCAAACAGUCCUGGAAUUACAAGCCAAAGUGUGCUGUAUCCUCUAGAAAAUGGAAGCCAAGCUCAUUCUAAUAUGUAUGCUCUGAUCAAUUUCCUGUGAUGGUAUAAUCAGCAUUGCUUUUGAAGUGGCUGAGUAAUAUUUAAGAAGUACCUUGUUGUGUUUGAAUAAAACUAGAAUGAGGCAUGA
Messenger RNA from Oenanthe melanoleuca, 4514 nucleotides. RefSeq names its product t-complex 11 like 1 (gene TCP11L1). Gene Ontology annotation, biological process: signal transduction. Bases 111 to 1661 code for a protein of 516 amino acids. NCBI's taxonomy places the organism in Eukaryota, Metazoa, Chordata, Aves, Passeriformes, Muscicapidae. The transcript has 10 exons. The record is from RefSeq and is a predicted model, not a curated record.